AUGUCGGGCGAUCACAAAACUUUGAUAAAAGGAAGCCCUUCGCAGUAUGUUAAGUUAAAUGUGGGUGGUACACUGUUCUACACGACCAUUGGAACAUUAACAAAAAGUGACAACAUGUUAAGAACCAUGUUUAGCGGCAGAAUGGAGGUGCUCACAGAUUCUGAGGGUUGGAUAUUGAUCGAUCGGUGCGGAAAGCAUUUUGGAACGAUUCUGAACUAUCUCCGUGAUGGAACAGUUGCGCUGCCAGACAGUUACCGAGAAAUUAUGGAAUUGUUAGCAGAGGCUAAAUAUUUCUUGAUUGAGGAAUUAACAGAAUCCUGUCAGCAAGCACUCAGUAAGAAAGAAAGGGAAGCUGAACCAAUAUGCAGAGUUCCAUUGAUCACUUCUCACAAAGAAGAACAACUUCUUAUUAUGUCGACUUCUAAGCCGGUUGUCAAAUUACUUAUCAAUAGACAUAACAACAAGUAUUCCUAUACAAGCACAUCUGAUGACAAUUUGCUAAAAAAUAUUGAGCUGUUUGAUAAGUUGUCAUUGAGAUUUAGCGGAAGAGUAUUAUUUAUUAAAGAUGUGAUUGGCUCUAAUGAAAUCUGCUGCUGGACGUUCUUUGGACAUGGAAAGAAAUGUGCGGAAGUAUGUUGUACUUCCAUUGUUUAUGCAACUGAUAAAAAGCAUACUAAGGUUGAGUUUCCGGAAGCCAGAAUAUAUGAAGAAACAUUGGGUAUUCUGUUAUAUGAAAGCAGAAAUGGUCCUGAUCAGGAUUUAAUACAGGCUACUUCAUCUCGUGGUGCUGUUGGAGGGCUGUCAUGCACAAGUGACGAGGAGGAGGAGCGUUCUGGUUUGGCUCGUCUCAGGUCUAACAAGCAGAACAAUCAAUCUUAG
Molecule: messenger RNA, 879 nt
Organism: Danaus chrysippus (African queen)
Lineage: Eukaryota; Metazoa; Arthropoda; Insecta; Lepidoptera; Nymphalidae
Source: the annotation of a GenBank genome assembly